Melanaphis sacchari is the source of this 642-nucleotide messenger RNA. RefSeq lists its product as uncharacterized. The record is from RefSeq and is a predicted model, not a curated record. Lineage: Eukaryota; Metazoa; Arthropoda; Insecta; Hemiptera; Aphididae. Gene Ontology annotation, biological process: proteasome assembly. The transcript is spliced from 2 exons. Bases 210 to 614 code for a protein of 134 amino acids.
CCGGAAUAACGAUACAGAUAACAAUUAUUAUCUACAUGAGUAUAUUCAACAUUAUCAACUACUAAGUCUUCAACCGACGUAAACGUAACUUAAACAAUUGAAAAUAAGUUUAUUAUUAUUUUAAUUCAGAAUUAAAGUACAAAUCGUUUGAAAUUAAAAUUGAUGGUGAAGGCAUACAUCUAUCAACCAUAUUUAAUAUAUUUUAUGAAAUGGAGAUUCCUGAAAAAAAUCUAGAGAUUGCCACUAUAGAGUACGUUCAACCUAAAAUUAAAAAGUUUUCAUUUACAUCAGAAGUAUUAGGCGUCGUCUUAUUGAAUCAAAUAUUGUGUUUUGAUAAUUGUUUUUUUGUUGUUAUUAGUCAAGAUAAAACUUUUUCAUGCUUAUCUGUUGCUAUGACACAAAGAAAUAGCACAGAUACAAUAUCUAGUGCUAUUUUUAGCACAGAUCCUGAUAGUAGAUCUGAAUCAAUAGCUAACACACUAACAAAAAGCUUGAAAACAUCAACUCCAAUAUAUGUGAGCUUUAAUGCAAACAUUGAAACUAUUGGGUUAAAAGAUGUUGUUUCAAGUUUAAUUAAUUUUUUUAAAUCUCAUUCAGAAAUAUUUGUUAAAUAAAUAUUGAAUUAGAAUACAAAUAAAUUAU